Messenger RNA from Endocarpon pusillum Z07020, 1089 nucleotides. RefSeq lists its product as uncharacterized. The transcript is spliced from 3 exons. NCBI's taxonomy places the organism in Eukaryota, Fungi, Ascomycota, Eurotiomycetes, Verrucariales, Verrucariaceae. The record is from RefSeq and is a predicted model, not a curated record. The coding region runs from base 1 to 1089 and encodes 362 amino acids.
AUGUCGCCCACGCCAGGACGAGGGGCCCGUCAGGCGAGAUCCAGUGAUUCAGGCCCAUCCCAAGCCGCAGCACCAUCCCAAGCCGCAGCACCCUCCCCCGCAAGGUCGGCCAACGAGGAUGAGCCCAGCAACUCGAUGGCGCCACAAGCUUCUGUUAGGGACCUUGGCUUAACUGUGCUCGUGGCUCCUAAAAAACCUGCCGCCGAUGUUGUCUUUAUCCAUGGGUUACAAGGCCAUCCGAAGAAGACGUGGACGUACGAAGGAGACGAACCUAGGAGGCCUGCUGGUGAUCGAAGCCAGGACAAGGAAACACAAGGGUGUUGGCCCUUCAACAAGGAGGCGCAAAUCUCUCUCUUUUGGCCCCAAGUUCUGUUGCCAGCCGAUCGAAAGGAUGUCCGAGUCAUGACUUAUGGAUAUAAUUCCUAUAUCACAAGGCGCGGAGGGCAAAAUGUUAAUAAGAUGACUCUUCACGAUCAUGGUCGGGGAUUUCUGAAUACGCUGACCAGUGAACGAAUCCGGUCCCGUUGCCAGGACCGGCCACUCAUUUUUGUAGCUCACAGUCUUGGUGGUCUUAUCGUCAAGGAAGCCCUUCGGUUAUCAUGGCUUGCAGCACGUCAUGACAACCAUAGAUCCGUAUACACCUCAACCUAUGCGACGAUUUUCUUUGGCACCCCGCAUCGUGGGUCACAGGACGCCGCAUGGGGUGACGCAAUCAGGGCAUUGCUUUCAUGGACCAUGAUCGACACCUCAUCUAGUCUAUUACGAGAACUAAACCCUCAGGGUGGGGGUUCAAAGCUGGAUGAGCUCUGUGAUGCAUUUACUGAAAUGCUGCAAGACAAAGAUUUCAACGUUGUUCUCAAAGAGUCUGCUGUGCUCCAUCUCCCUCCGUGGGAACAGGUAGACUACAUCAGCGCAAAUCAUCUGGACAUGUGCAGGUUCAAAGGACGCCACGAUGAUGGUUAUCAGAAGUUCCUGGCUGCUCUAAAUGAAACGAUGAAGAAGGUCCGAGCUAGGCAACGGCGAGGCCAAGGGGGUAUGGUCGCCUUCGCAAUCCUCCCGGCUUUGCUAAGCCUUAUCUUACGCAGGUGA